Molecule: messenger RNA, 4312 nt
Organism: Cyprinodon variegatus (sheepshead minnow)
Lineage: Eukaryota; Metazoa; Chordata; Actinopteri; Cyprinodontiformes; Cyprinodontidae
Gene: trpc5a
Product: transient receptor potential cation channel, subfamily C, member 5
Exons: 18
Coding region: 140-3403 (1087 amino acids)
Biological process (GO): manganese ion transport; calcium ion transmembrane transport; regulation of cytosolic calcium ion concentration
Cellular component (GO): cation channel complex; membrane
Molecular function (GO): protein binding; inositol 1,4,5 trisphosphate binding; store-operated calcium channel activity
Source: RefSeq, a predicted model, not a curated record
GAGAAACACAUUCAGAGCAGAAGCGCCGCACGUGAGGCGCGCGAGCGGAGAGGGGAGUAAUCAUUAAUUUUGGAGGAGCUCCGCGGUGAAUUUUCUGCUUUUUCCAGAGGGAGAAAAGGGAGUCUCCAAAUCAGCCCAGAUGAAUCCAAUGACACAGCUAUACUACAAAAAGGCGAUUUAUUCGCCGUACCGAGACCGAAUCCCGCUUCAGAUUGUCCGGGCUGAAGUGGAGCUGUCUGCUGAAGAGCGGGCCUACCUCACCGCUGUAGAGAAAGGUGACUAUGCAGGAGUCAAACAUGCUCUUCGCGAGGCAGAAGUCUACUACAACAUGGACGUUAACUGUCUGGAUCCGCUGGGUCGCAGCGCUCUCCUCAUCGCCAUCGAGAACGAGAAUCUGGAGAUCAUGGAGCUCCUGCUGGACCAUGGCAUCCACACAGGUGACGCCUUGCUGUACGCCAUCAGGAAGGAGGUGGUGGGCGCCGUGGAGCUGCUGUUAUCACACAGGAGGCCAAGCGGGGAGAAGCAGGUUCCCUCCCUGAUGAUGGACAGUCAGUUCUCAGAGUUCACCCCUGAUAUAACUCCCAUCAUGCUUGCUGCUCACACCAACAACUAUGAGAUCAUCAAACUACUUGUCCAGCGCAAGGUCACCAUCCCAAGGCCGCACCAGAUAAGAUGUGACUGUGUAGAGUGUGUAUCCAGCUCAGAGGUCGACAGCCUUCGCCAUUCACGGUCUCGGCUCAACAUCUACAAGGCUCUGGCAUCACCCUCUCUCAUUGCGUUGUCCAGUGAAGAUCCAAUCCUCACUGCCUUUAGACUGGGCUGGGAACUAAAAGAAUUAAGCAAGGUAGAGAAUGAGUUUCGUCAGGAAUAUGAGGAGCUGUCUCAGCAAUGCAAGCGCUUUGCCAAGGACCUUCUGGAUCAGGCCAGAAGUUCAAGAGAACUGGAAACCAUCCUGAAUCACAGAGAUAACGACCAGAGCGAGGAGCUGGACCCCAGGCAGUGCCACGACUUGGCCAAGCUGAAACUUGCCAUCAAAUAUCACCAAAAGGAGUUUGUAGCGCAGCCAAACUGUCAGCAGCUGCUGGCCACUCUUUGGUAUGACGGCUUCCCGGGCUGGAGGAGGCGACACUGGGCCGUCAAGCUGGUGACCUGCUUCAUCAUUGGACUGCUCUUUCCAGUUUUCUCACUGAUCUACCUGUUGGCCCCAAAGAGCGCAGUUGGACGCUUCAUUAAGAAGCCCUUCAUCAAGUUCAUCUGCCACACAGCAUCCUAUCUUACCUUCCUCUUCCUCCUCCUCCUGGCUUCGCAGCAUAUCGCCCGCACCAACCUGCACAUGCAGGGACCUCCACCCACCAUUGUGGAGUGGAUGAUUCUUCCAUGGGUGCUUGGUUUUAUCUGGGCAGAGAUCAAGGAAAUGUGGGAUGGGGGAUUCACAGAGUACAUACAUGACUGGUGGAACCUGAUGGACUUUGCCAUGAACUCCCUCUACCUGGCUACCAUAUCACUGAAGAUAGUGGCAUACGUUAAGUAUAACUCUUCUCGUCCAAGGGAGGAGUGGGAGAUGUGGCACCCAACGCUGAUCGCCGAGGCUCUGUUUGCCAUCGCCAACAUCUUCAGCUCGCUCAGACUCAUCUCCCUUUUCACAGCCAACUCCCACCUCGGGCCUCUGCAGAUCUCUCUGGGGAGGAUGCUGCUGGACAUCCUCAAGUUUCUCUUCAUUUACUGUCUGGUUCUAUUGGCAUUUGCCAACGGACUCAACCAGCUGUACUUCUACUAUGAGACAAAGGCAUCAGAAGAACCAAACAACUGUAAGGGCAUCCGCUGCGAAAGGCAAAACAACGCAUUCUCCACGUUGUUUGAGACUCUCCAGUCCCUCUUCUGGUCCAUAUUUGGUCUGCUCAACCUGUACGUCACCAACGUGAAAGCUCGCCAUGAGUUCACAGAAUUCGUCGGGGCGACGAUGUUCGGGACAUACAACGUCAUCUCACUGGUGGUUCUGUUAAACAUGCUCAUCGCCAUGAUGAACAACUCCUACCAACUCAUCGCUGACCACGCCGACAUUGAGUGGAAGUUUGCCCGCACCAAGCUGUGGAUGAGUUACUUUGACGAGGGCGGCACGCUGCCUCCUCCCUUCAACAUCAUUCCCAGCCCUAAGUCCUUCUGGUACCUGCUAAUGUGGCUCCACAACAAGCUGUGCAGGAGAGGCCACCCGCCCGGGGAACUCUCACACAAAUGCGAGAACCUGCGAGAGUUCACAGAGCGUCAUGCUGACAGUCUGAUACAAAACCAGCAUUACCAGGAAGUGAUUCGAAACCUGGUGAAGAGAUAUGUGGCGGCCAUGAUACGGAGCGCCAAAACAGAUGAGGGGCUGACAGAGGAAAACUUUAAGGAAUUGAAGCAGGAUAUCUCCAGUUUCCGCUACGAAGUGCUGGAUCUCCUCGGCAACCGACGUCCUCCCCGGCGGCAUUACUCUUCCUCCAGUGAGACGACAAGAGACGAUGGUGCGAUGGUAUCAGAGGAUGAUAGUGAGCCAGGUGACUGUACCGCAGCAGGAGUUGGAGUCCAGAAGACUAAAAGUGUCACCUUCUCCAACCCAGUGGAGGACGACGUGAGGCCAGCACCGACGCUUGGUGUGUCUGCGCUGGUGCGCUCCAUUUCAGGGUUGACACAGAUAGACAAAGAAGAGGAGGGGAGUCUAGAGGACAAAGUGGGAUGGGGAGAAGAGGAGGAAGAAGAUGGGAAACCAAAGAGCAAUGGGCUAAAGACAGCUAUGAUGCCACAGACCUCCACCAAUGCUCUCCCCUCGCCGUCUUCAUCCUUUUCCUCAACGUUAACGUCAUCACUUGCUCGCACAAGAAGCCGCCUGCAGCGCCUCUCAGGUCCGAGUGCAAAGACAGACUCUUUUAAACGCCUCUCAUACUUGUUUUCCCGUUCCAAACGCAAAGCUCCACCAACACCACUCCCUCUCCAGUCUCCGCCUUCAUACACAAUUUCUGAUGGUCUUCUCCGUCCCCUCGGGAGCCACACUCAUUCCGACUUUGGACUCAGCGAUGUUACAAGAAGCGAUUCUCACCUGAAUGAGGUGGGUCGCUCAGCGGACAGUACAUCAUACUCACCGCUCAGAACCAAUGGGCGGGACUCCCUUCUAACGCUGCCCCUACCGCCCCCAUGCCCUUGCCAAUCCCUGCACUGUGCUUCCAACAUGUCUGAGUCCAGCUCAAGACUCCUGGACUCCAGUGAGGACGUUUUCCAGGUGGAAGGCAUAGAAGGAGCAGGAGAAGGUGGCAUUGAUCGAGGAGGUGGAGGGGGGAUGAUGAUGAUGGGAGGGUGGGUAGGGCCGUGCGACGAUGUCUUAGAGGACAGCUGUGAUGUCAUAGAGGACUCUGUCACCACGCAGCUAUAGGAAAUUGCUGAAACUGUUUUUUUGUUUGGCUAUUUGCUGAAUACAUACAAAGAUGGCACGAUACAGAGAGAGAGGAGCAUGGACCCUAUGGAGUUUUUGGAUCUCUGCAUGAUUAAUUCUGGAUUUAUGUGAGCUUUAACCUUCCCAGCUGUGAUUGGAAGAAGGAUCCAAUAUAGCAGAUGUUUAUGGAUUCAGUUUGAUGCAAAGUAGGGAUUUUUCAGGUGACAUGGGAAAUGCUUUUGUCCAAUGUUGUUGAUUUAACUAUCUAAGGGCUCUGAUCAACUAGAUUUUUGAGAAUGACCUGCUUCAGACCAAUGGAUCUGUGACCAAAGUUAGUAAAAAUCCAACAUAGAAUAGCCAGCUAAAGUUGCAAAAUUAUAGUAUCUAAUUUAGGUUAGCAUAUUUUCAAUAUAUGUAGAUUAGUGAUGUAAUAUUGAUUUGUGAUUUACUAAGCCAUUGUAAUCAAAUUGGUGAAUAAAUAGCAGGUUUUUGAUUAGCUUGGAUGGUUUCAUAAAUUGAGCUUAUAAACUAAUGCCAUACCUCUCGCCACUAACUAACAAACUCUUUAUUGCAAGUAUUAAACCUCAAAUUGUCCCUUUGGCAUAACACAGUUUAAAAUACUUUUUAUUUAUUUGAAGAGAUUCGUUUGGAGCUAAUGAAUCAAAAUCAUUCCACUAAAAAACAGCUAGCUGAACUAAUCUAAUAUCAACCAAAGGAUACAGAUUGUCAUUUAAGUAAGUAUCCAUAUGUUUACCUACCUAAUUAGCUUGUUGAUAAAUGAAAUUGCCUCUUUGUUUGCCAGCUGCUAAGAAAUCGAUUGGUAGCUAUUUUACAUCAGUAGAUGUCAAUUAGACAUCAGUAAAUGGGAGCUAUUUAAAGCUACAGUGUGUAAUAAUUACAGGGAUAUAC